This is a messenger RNA of Aspergillus vadensis CBS 113365, 798 nucleotides long. RefSeq names its product peroxidase family protein. The record is from RefSeq and is a predicted model, not a curated record. The coding region runs from base 1 to 798 and encodes 265 amino acids. Gene Ontology annotation, molecular function: peroxidase activity. The transcript is spliced from 4 exons. NCBI's taxonomy places the organism in Eukaryota, Fungi, Ascomycota, Eurotiomycetes, Eurotiales, Aspergillaceae.
AUGAAAGCCAGUAUACUUUCCGUUAUCUCUUCGUUUACCCUGGCUUUGGCGACAGAUUCAACCAAGCUGCUUCCAUGGUCCCCCCCGGGUCACGGCGAUGUGAGAGGUCCUUGUCCAAUGCUGAAUACCCUUGCAAACCACGGGCUUCUACCACACAAUGGCAAAAAUCUUUCUGAAGAAGUCGUUGUCGGCGUACUGAACAACACGCUGAAUAUUGCAGACAGCCUUGGCGAGUUUCUGUUUAAGGCGGCACUGACAACAGUCGAAACCCCCAACGCAACUACCUUUUCCCUGAGCGACCUCGAUCGCCAUAAUAUCCUGGAGCAUGAUGCUAGUUUGAGUCGACAGGACACCUACUUCGGGAAUAACCAUGCGUUCAACCGAAAGAUAUUCGACCAGACAAAGUCGUAUUGGACAACGCCUCUGAUCGAUGUUGAACAAGCAGCCAAGGCACGCGAAGCACGAGUUGAUACUUCCAAGGCCACAAACCCUGACUUCAGUCUCACGGAAACCGGGCUAUCGUUCAGCUUCGGAGAGUCUGCCGCCUACAUGCUCGCAUUUGAAGAAGAUGGUAUCGGAUACGCCAACAGAACCUGGGUCGAAUACUUCUUCGAAAAUGAGCGUUUGCCUCAAGAGCUUGGAUGGACUAAGCGGUCAUUUAUCACCACAGGCGAUCUUCUGGUAAACACGGCACUCGCGAUUGUAAAUUCCACUAUCGGGGUCACACCCGCCGAGCGUGCUGAGCUAAAAGAUUUUAUUAACACGGGAGGCCCCUUGCACGAGUCAAUUAGGGGAUAA